AUGUGUAAGCAGACUGACAGCCGUAAGUGUAUUCAGUCCAACGGCGUGCUAACUAGCCCCGCCGUCACAGCGCUGGAGAGCGGGGCUGUCAGCCCGAGUGGCGAAGUCCAGGGGAAGAAGGGCGGUGGGAAGUUGGCGGCAAGCUGGGCGAGCCGGGAGUGGAAAAAAUGGCGGAAGGAGAUGGGAAAGAGUUGGCGUGAUGCCCGGGGAGUGAACGUGGGAAUCCAUGAAGCGCCGGAAGAGCGGAAUGUGCGAGCAGCGCGGGAACGGUAUGCAGAAGCGGUGAAGGAAGGAGGGCGGAUCAGCCGAAAAGCAGUGAGUAGCGGAUUCGAGGACGAGCGAAGCAGAACUUUCGGGGAGUACGGAGAGUUUUUAGCGAGCAUCGGUUGCGAGGACAUCGAGGCAGCAGAAGGUGUGGACGUAGUAGCGUUUGUGCAAGGGUGGUGGCUGCCGGGGCAUCAGAAAAACUUUCGAACGAAAGUAGCUGGUCGCAGCGAGAAGGUGGCGUCAGCAUCUGCGGUGAAAGGUGUGAUCGGGCACAUCGCAAAAAAUUAUAGCAUGCUGGGUGUGAAGGACGAAGCCAAUCCUGCAAAAAGCGAGGCGGCUGAAGUUAUCGAGAAGGAUAUCGAGUGGGUCUGCGGGAAGUAG
Klebsormidium nitens is the source of this 648-nucleotide messenger RNA. The record is from the annotation of a GenBank genome assembly. NCBI's taxonomy places the organism in Eukaryota, Viridiplantae, Streptophyta, Klebsormidiophyceae, Klebsormidiales, Klebsormidiaceae.